GAUAUGUGACUACUUUUUUAUUAUUAUUAUUUCUAAUGUGACACUAAAAACAUUGCUACUUUUACUACAGUAAUUUGCACCUGUUUAGAAAUGUGUCAUCACCAAUAGCUAAAACAAAAAAGUUUCCAAUAGGUUGCCUGCUGCUGAAAAUGUCUGGCCCAUCAACAUUUUCUGGUUUAAAAUCAGGCCCAGUUGAAUUUGUAAUUGAACAGCCCUGCUUUAAACACUUGAUUUCAACUUAAAUUUACCCUCAUGAUUCUUUAAAUAAGUGAUUUGUGUUUGGCUGCACAACAUGAGUUAGUGAUGAUGGAGCCACUGGUGGAGCUGGCAGAGUUUAAGAGGUGAAGUCACUGCAUCUUUACUGAAGUAGCAGCACGUUGUCAAUGAUAUUUAGAGAGCUGUUUUUCACUUUUUGUAUUUUCCAGUCUUUAACCUGCAUCCUGUUGGGAUCAGCACAAUAACACAAUGACAAAGUCACUCUACUCAGUUUAGGGCAAAGCUCAUUGAUCAGGACAUAGUAAUGUUGAGCUACACAUUUAACACCUAAACACAUCUGAUUGUAUUAUUAAUGAUUUUUAUCUACAUCAUUUAUUCUUUAUUCAGACUGAGUGGCUGCAGUUUGUCAGAGAUCAGCUGUGUUUCAUUGGCCUCAGCUCUGAAGUCCAACCCCUCCCAUCUGAGAGAGCUGGACCUGAGCUACAACGACCUGCAGGAUUCAGGAGUGAAGCAGCUGUGUGAUUUUCUGGAGAGUCCACACUGUAAACUGGAGACUCUGAGAUUGUGGAGCUGCAGUUUGUCAGAGAUCAGCUGUGUUUCACUGGCCUCAGCUCUGAAGUCCAACCCCUCCCAUCUGAGAGAGCUGGAGCUGAGUGACAACUACCUGCAGGAUUCAGAUGUGAAGCUGCUGUGUGAUCUGAAGGAGAGUCCACACUGUAAACUGGAGACUCUGAGGUCAGUAGAGGGUUGGAGUGGGUCCAUGCUGGUUUCAGCAGUAUUAUAUUAAACACAGUUAGUAUCAGAGCAAAGAUCCAGUACUUCCUGUAAACCUCAGACCUUCUCAGUGGCUCAAAGAGGGGAAUGGUGACAGUCUUCAGGAGAGGACAGAGAGACAGACAGAGAGAACAGUCAGCCAAUCAGAUUAGAAAGAAGCUUGUUGAGAUCAUGUGUUUAAGUUGAUGUGAAGACGACUGUUGUUGUGUUCAUGUCUACAGGAAGUGAAGCUGGAUUACAGCUGACAGCAAGGCAAGGCAAGGCAAGGCAAG
Epinephelus moara (kelp grouper) is the source of this 1262-nucleotide messenger RNA. RefSeq names its product ribonuclease inhibitor-like. The transcript has 2 exons. The record is from RefSeq and is a predicted model, not a curated record. Gene Ontology annotation, molecular function: protein binding. Bases 569 to 1003 code for a protein of 144 amino acids. NCBI's taxonomy places the organism in Eukaryota, Metazoa, Chordata, Actinopteri, Perciformes, Serranidae.